Messenger RNA from Yamadazyma tenuis ATCC 10573, 1169 nucleotides. The record is from RefSeq and is a predicted model, not a curated record. NCBI's taxonomy places the organism in Eukaryota, Fungi, Ascomycota, Pichiomycetes, Serinales, Debaryomycetaceae.
CUUCUCAAAAAACACACACAUCCAAAUGUCUGUCUUUACACAACAAAGUCAAGUCAAUCAAACCAGCACCCCAGCAGAGGAGCCUUCGUGGUCAUCGUACCCGGUGAAGCGUGUGAUACCUAACCACAUCACGUCCAAACGCAAACCAGGUUUCCAAAUCACCACCGGCAAGAAAAAUGACAAGGCCAAACAAUCACAAUCGAGCAAUUCCUUUAAUGCUGUCUCGUUUGGAUCUCCCAGAAAGCCAGGCUUGGAGUCCAGAAUCAGUACUGCUUCAAACAUAUAUGACACGACCGCCGAUGUAACCAAGUUUGACGAAACCAUCAACAAGACCAUAACUGAUGAUCUCUCCAUCUAUGAGGCCAUGGAUGAUGAUAUGCCCCCUUCAAGAUCCAUUUAUGACUUGAACGACGAGAUACUCUUGAACUUGGAUAAGCCCAACAACCACACUGACUCGUUUCUCAACAAGGAUCCCAAACAGUACGGGAAUGUGUUCAAUCGUGGAGAAGUCGACAGCAGUCAGAGGGUGGAGAAGAAGAAGCCUCAGGCCAUCAACCCGCUUGAGAACGGUGAGAGUGCCAUCUUGGUGUUCGGGUACCCCGAGCACAUCGCCAACCAGGUUAUACAAUAUUUCCAGGAUUUUGGGACUAUUUUGGAAGACUUUGAGAUGAACAAGAACAAACUUUACAAGACCAUCAACAACAAACAACGAGAAAAAAUCAUCUCGUGCUUGAGUGGCACAUCGUGGGUGAAGAUCACAUAUGACAAUCCGGCUCUGGCUAUCGAGGCAUUGUUCCAGAACGGAAUGGUGUUCAAUGGCCUGUUGUUGGGAGUAAUACCCUACACAAAGGAUGCGGUUGAGAAGCUACAGAACCGGAAAUUGGGCGACUACGAAGAUAUAGGUAGCGGGAUCGAGUUCAAGACGCUGGGAUUCAAGACUCAGGAACCUGAUGCUUCGCAAGACUUGACAAACUCAAACUUCUCGAAGCUUGAGGUUAAAGAUGGGUCCAAAUUAUUUUUGGGUCCCACUUCCGCCAACAAUGAUAACAAGGGCAUCGACAACAAGCACAACAACGAGAACUUGGGCGUAGUGGGCAACAUCAUGAAGUAUGUUUUUGGGUUUAACGAGUUAUAGAUUAUUUAAUAUCUCACAUCGCAUCGUAGAACGC